Messenger RNA from Medicago truncatula (barrel medic), 2080 nucleotides. Its product is annotated as methyl-CpG-binding domain-containing protein 2. The transcript is spliced from 5 exons. Lineage: Eukaryota; Viridiplantae; Streptophyta; Magnoliopsida; Fabales; Fabaceae. The coding region runs from base 1049 to 1771 and encodes 240 amino acids. The record is from RefSeq and is a predicted model, not a curated record. Gene Ontology annotation, molecular function: DNA binding; zinc ion binding.
CUGUCCAACUUCAUAUCUAUGAAUCUUUAUAAUUUUGUGGUUUUUUCAUCCAUUUUUAAUUUGUCACCAACUUACUAUAAACAUUGAGCCAUAUUAAAUGGAUGCAGAGGACUAACUAAUGUGGAUUUACUCCUUUGUUUUGUUCUGUCAACGUUCACCAUCACAACCAUUGUAUUUAGAAAUUUAUAGGUGUGCUUUCCGUUUUAAUUUUUUGCUAUCACUUUUAAUUAAAGAAAUGUUACAUUGUUUUCACUUUGUUUUAAAUAUCUAGAGUUUUGUAUUGUUUUCCCUAGUUCCAGUACAAAAUUUUCAAAACAAGAAAUGGAAUUGUUUAUUACCUUUUUUAAUUGAUAGAGUAAAACAAUAAUUAAACAUGCCUGUAGAUUGUCAAAAUUUAAACCUUAUGUGAGUGUGAAUUUAAGUUACAUUUGAAAGCUCUUUGUUUACACAUGUUGAAGUUGUGGGAUGUAAGAUGAGAGGAGGAAAGAAAAUAUUAAGAACCUUGAUUAUAACUGAUAAUCAGUUGAUUUGAUACUGACUUGAUAAAAAUGACUAAACCAGAAAAAUCAAGAAUAUAGAACAAAUCAUAAUAGUAAAUAGUAAUAGUAAGUAAUUAUUGAUCUCAUAAUUACAUUAUCUUUUUUUUGGUGAAUUGCAUUUUAUGUGCCACGUGGUGCGCCAUGCGAACUCCACGUUGUUGCCACUAAACUUGGUGCCCCAUUUAUAGGUCUUCUCAUCGCCGCUGUGCGUGCGUGGUCAAGAUGAUGAAAGAUUGUGUGAGAGUAGAGCGAGAUUCAUAGAAAGUUGAUUUUUAUUAUCUGUUUUUUCGUUUAUUUUCCCUCAUCUGUUCGAUUAAUCCAACUAUUGACUAUAGCGCAGGAGAGAUAGUGUGCGAUCCCAGAAAGGGACCAGGCCGCACGAGCCAAAUCCGUUCUGCUGUCAACUGUUGUCCAGAUCCAGAUCUUAAAAGGGACCAGGUCUUCGCUCCUAUCCUCCUAAGUGCGCUUUUUGCAUUACUUUUUCCUGGUGUGAUUUCUUGGAAAAUCAAAUGCAUCGUCUUCCAGAUCACAUAUACGUUUCUUCUUCUUCUUCUUCCUCUUCUUCUUCUUCUUCUUCAGAUGAUGAUGAUGAAUAUAACCCUAUGACAAAUAGUGACAACACAAAUCAACUUGCCCAUGAUCCCCUUCUGCGUAGACCACCUCGGAGUUCAGCUCAUAGAGUUUUGCCAGUAGUUGGUGCUUUCGCUGUUCAAUGUCAUUACUGUUCUAAAUGGAGGUUAACUCCAACGGAGAAAAAAUAUGAAGAAAUACGUGAACAUAACCUUCAACAUCCUUUUGUUUGUGAAAAUGCUCGGGAGUGGCGACCUGAUAUUUCUUGUGAUGAUCCAGAGGAUGUUUCUCAGGAUGACAGUAUGAUUUGGGCUAUUGACAAGCCAGGAAUUCCACAGACUCCAGAUGGAUGGCAGCGACUGCUACAAAUUAGAGGUGAAGGAAGCAGCCAAUUUGGAGAUAUAUACUAUGAAGCACCAUCAGGCAAGAAAUUGCGCUCAAUGCCUGAAGUGAACAAGUUCUUGGUGAAUCAUUCAGAGUACACGACAGAUGGUGUUACUUCUGCACGGUUCUCAUUUCAAAAGCCUAAGCCCUUGCAAGAGAACUAUGUGAAGAAGAAGCGCUCUCAUGCUAAAUCUGUUGAACCUAACCAAGGGAUUCCUGUUAGUCGUCCUGCAAAGAAGCAAGCAACUCAAAGUUUCAUCCAUAAAGAUGCAGUUUAGUGGAGAAAGAAGUCAACUGAAGGACCUGAUCAAAUUUCUAAAUCCCCUUUUUUGAUUUGAUUUUGGUGUAAGAUUGCAUCUUACUCUGUAAUAUGUUUUUUGAGUGGAGAAAUGUAUGAUUUUUGGAUUAUUGUGCAUGGUGAUAUGUGUGGUGCUUGAUUGCAUCUUACUUUUGUUAAAAAUGAACUGCAAAAUUGGAUGAAAGGCAUAGCUUGACAUAUAUUCUGCAGUAUGAACUUAGCAUGCCGAAAACGUGUAUGAUAUACUAUGAGUUUGGGUUGAAAAGUAUUUGUCUUAGUCUUUUGAGUA